[Torrubiella] hemipterigena is the source of this 2129-nucleotide messenger RNA. The record is from the annotation of a GenBank genome assembly. NCBI's taxonomy places the organism in Eukaryota, Fungi, Ascomycota, Sordariomycetes, Hypocreales, Clavicipitaceae.
CACAAAGAACACAAUUUGCAGGACACUGGAGUUCUCUUGACAGCUUCCAUCUUGGGCCCUAAAACAGCCUUUCCCGUCUUUCUCCAACUUAAAUUGGCAAACUCUGCAUAUGUAACGUCGUAAUGGACGCUACAGUGGAUCGCGACUCUGGCGCGAGCAAUUACCAUUCCGGUCACGAACAUGGCCUGAGAACCGCAUCGGCUAUUUAACGCAAAAGUACCCCACGUGCCGCUGGGCUGCAAUAUUUGAUGUUGAAAGUCGUUCAAACGCUUCUUCUGUAUUCCAAUUGAAGCUUCAGCAACAGCAGCAUCACCAUGUGGUCUUCCAAGAUUUGCGUGGUCUUGGCCCUCGCUGCCCAGGCGUUGGCCGUCAUUCCCCAGCCUGCCUCCAUCUCGACAGGCAAGUCGGCCGUCUGGAUCAACAAGGACACUGCCAUCACCUACAAUGGCAAGGCUCUCAACUAUGCCGGCGCCACGGAUGAGUCCGACGUCACCCAGGACGGCAUCAUUGCUGGUGGUGUUCACCGCGCCAUAGACGCCAUCCUCAACAAGGGCUUGGUUCCCUGGAAGCUCGUCCCUCGCGGCGGCCUCGCCAGCUUCCAGCCCAGCACCUCGGACCGCACGUUCAUCAAGACGCUCGCCAUCACCGUGACUGGCGGUGCUCCCAGCAACAAUGCCCUCAACGCCACCACCGCCGAGGAAGCCUACAAGCUGACCAUUGGCACUGAUGGAGCUGCUACCAUCAACGCCGCUACCUCCUCGGGUGUCCUCCGCGCCCUGCAGUCGUUUGUUCAGCUCUUCUACAAGCACGAGGACGGUGUCUCUGGCUCCUACACCAAGCUUGCUCCCAUUUCCAUUGCCGAUGAGCCUAGACUCAUCUACCGUGGUGUCAACCUCGAUGUUGCUCGCUCUUGGUACGAGGUGGACGAUAUCCUUCGCACUAUUGAAGGCCUCGCCCAGAACAAGCUCAAUUCUAUGCAUCUUCACAUGACCGAUUCUCAGUCAUGGCCUUUGGAAAUCCCCGCCCUUCCUGAGCUUGCUCAAAAGGGCGCCUACGCUGCUGGCCUCACCUACAAGCCCUCUGAUAUUGAGCGUAUCCAGCAGUUUGCCCUGCGCCGUGGCAUCCGUGUCAAUGUUGAGAUUGACAUGCCCGGCCACACUACCGCCAUCUCGCUUGCCUACCCCGAGCUUGUCGCUGCUGCCAACGCCAAGCCCUGGAGCAACUACUGCGCUGAGCCUCCUUGCGGCACGCUGCAGCUCAACAACCCAAAGGUUGACAGCUUUAUUGACACUCUCUUUGGCGACCUCAUGCCCCGUCUGGCCAAGUACUCUACCAUGUUCCACACCGGUGGUGACGAGGUCAACGCCAACUCGUACACUUUGGACCCUACCACAAAGUCUUCCGACACAGCCACCAUCGCCAAGGGCAUCCAGAGACUUGUGGACCGUGCUCACGCCCAGAUCCGCAAGGCUGGCAUGAUCCCCAUGGUUUGGGAGGAAAUGGUCUUUGACUGGAACAUCAACCUGGGCAAGGACGUCAUUGUCGGCACCUGGCACGAUGGAUUCACUGCCAAGGCCGUCCAGAAGGGUUACCGUACCAUUGGCAGCUCCAGCGACUACUGGUACCUUGACUGUGGCCACGGAGGCUGGAUCAACUACAACAAUGCCAACGCCGCCAACGCGUUCCCCUUCAACGACUACUGCUCUCCCGUCAAGAACUGGCGCAAGGUCUACUACUACGACCCCUGGGCUGGUAUUCCUGCUGAUAAGCAGAGCCUUUUGUACGGCGCUGAAGUCCACCUCUGGUCUGAGCAGACCGACGGUGUCAACGUCGACGACAUGCUUUGGCCCCGUGGCAGCGCCGCCGCCGAAGUCAUGUGGUCUGGCCGUCGCGAUGCCAAGGGCCAGCUCCGUGAUCAGUUUGAUGUUGUAGGCCGUCUCGCCGAGAUUCGCGAGCGCAUGGUCCUCCACGGCUUCCGCUCCGGCCCCGUGCAGAUGCCUCACUGCACCCAGCACGACCCCUCCGAGUGUGCCUAAAUCUACAUCCACAACUACAAAAGAAUUUUUGAAUUGCGCCUCGCAUAGUAAAUAGAUCAAAAACGUUAAUACAUGCCUGUCAUAUUUUUUUGC